This is a messenger RNA of Hippocampus comes (tiger tail seahorse), 1961 nucleotides long. It is a transcript of the gene mns1, whose product is annotated as meiosis-specific nuclear structural 1. Bases 305 to 1804 code for a protein of 499 amino acids. The transcript has 10 exons. Lineage: Eukaryota; Metazoa; Chordata; Actinopteri; Syngnathiformes; Syngnathidae. Gene Ontology annotation, cellular component: motile cilium. Gene Ontology annotation, biological process: cilium organization. The record is from RefSeq and is a predicted model, not a curated record.
CGGGUCGUGACGUAACUGCCACCGACCUUUCUUAUUGGCUGAGUACUGGACGCGGUUCCCAGGGAGACGAAUCCACAAACAUUUGCCGAAACGUCGUCGAAACGCUUCAAACGACUUGAAAGCUUUACUCUGACACGGUACUGGGAAAAGAAAGGCAAAAUAUUAUCAAUCACUGUUGAAGCUGGGUUUUCCCAUUAAAGUGUUUUGUUGUGUGUUUUUUUUUUGUGCGUUUAUUUUAGAACUCGAAGCCAAGGCGUCACGUGCCAAGUCGGUUGAAUUUAACACGACGUAAAAGACGACAAAGAUGAGUCGUAACCUGAGUCGCAGUCAGCAGUACCGGCUGGUGGAGCAGCGACGCGCCCACGAGGAGCAUAAGCAGCUGGAGGCCCAGCGAGUGGACCGAGACCGGAAAAUGGUGGCCGCCAUGAAGGAAGAGGACAGUGUGGACAGAAAAAGGUUCUUAAGACAGGUGCAGGAGGAACAGAAAGAAAGAGAGAUCGAGAACGCCAUGAUAAAGGCCCAUACUGAGAAACUGUUGAGAGAGAAGCAGCUUGUCCAAGAGGAGAAGCUGGCUAAAGAGCUGGCCCGCAUCAACCAUGACAGGCAACGAGAAGGCAAGAUCAGGCAGUAUAUUAGAGAGAACAGCAUUGAGCUUCGAGAAUUAGAGUCCAAGUUGAAAUUGGCCUACGUGAGCAAGGAGCAAGUGGCGCAGAUGGCAGAGCACGAAGCUAUCAAGUGUGAGACAAUGCGUGAAGAGGCGGAGCUCUACAACAAGAUGAAGAGCAACUUUGACCAGGCCACCAUGGAAGAGGAGAAGCUGGAGCAGAGGAAACAAGAGGAACAGCUCCAGUACCAGCACGAUCUCAACCUGCAGCUCGUCGAGCGAGAGCACAAGAGACAAGUGGCCUACGACGACUUUCUCAAGGAGAAGCUCAUGGUGGAUGACAUCGUGCGCAAGAUUUACGAAGAGGAUCAGAUGGAGCGACAGAAGAAGCUGGAGAGGGUGCGCGCCACCCAGAAGCACAUCGAGGACUUCCAGACGCAGCAGGCCGAGUGGCGGCGUUUGGAGAACGAGAGGAUGGAGGAGGAGAACAGACGCAUCAGGGAGUUCGCGAGCAGGCAGCAGAAGUCGCAGCAGGACAGGAUGGCCAAGAUCAGAGCACGAGAAGAAGCAAUACAGAACCUCAGGGAUACGCUCGCGGAGAAAAUGGCUGAAGAGAGGCGACAGCGUGACGACAUGGAGAGAAUGCGCCAGGAGCUUUGUCUCGAGGAACAAGAAGAAGCAUUUAGGAAGAAAGACAUUGAAGACAUGGAGAGGAACAUCAGACAGAGGCUGAUGUUGCAGCGGACCUGCCAGGAGCAGAUGGCCAUGAAGGAGAUGCGUCGGCAGGCGGAGAGAGACGAAGAGGAGGCCUUCCGGAAAAUGACCAUGGACAAGUUUGCGGAGGACGACCGCAUCGAGCAGAUGAACGCCCAAAGGCGCCGCAUGAAGAUGAUGGAGCACAAACGCGAGGUGGAGAAGCUGAUCGACGACAGACGACGGCAGCACCAGGCUGACAUGGAUAUGAAGGCAAGAGAAGAGGCAAUGGAGCAAGAGCGAGAGGCGCUGUGCAGACAGAUUAUCGAAGAGGAGAGACUACAGCUUCUCCAACGACACGCAACAAAACUUCUCGGACACAUGCCAAAGGGCUUACUUCGUGAAGAUGACCUGAAGCACUUUGAUGAAGACUUCAGGAAAAACUUCCAGACACGUCCAGCAGAGAACUCUGAAAAUCACGGUGGAGGUGGAGAUGGAGAUGAUUGAUUCAUUUUUAAGUCUUUUUUGGGUGCCAUUUUUAAAGGGGAAGUCAACCCCAAAACUUUGUUUACAAUAAUAAGUUCCAUGCAGCCCUACUCGUCUAAACACGGCAUGCCGAAUAAUAAUGUGUUUGUGGAAUAUGUUUUAAGCACCAAAAUCCACC